GCGUUUUCUGUUCUUUUAUUUAAAUGUAGGAGUUAAGAAAGUCGAUUAUUAAAUAAGAAGAAUAGAAGAUGAGUAAUAAAUUAACUUUAUUGGAAUAAUCAGUUAAAUAUCCCUUAAAUGAGUUCAUGAAUUUAGAGUUUAUAAACUAAAUUCCAGAAGAUAGUUUCUUAUGGUACUUUGUGUGAUAUAAAUUUUAAAGGCAAGUUCUCUCCACUAUAUAUUUAGUUAGGAAAGGAGAAAAACCAUCAAAACAAGAGAUACGAGAACAUAAAUUAUAUGAAGAAAUAACAUUUCAUGAUUUUGUAAAUGAAUGUUUUUAAGCAAUCAUGUUUUUCCAUUUAUUUAUAAUGGAUUUGAAAUUGAAUUAAAGAAUCAUCACAGACUCAAUUUAAACUUUAGAAUAGUAAAUUAAAAUAUUGAAAGAUUUUAAAUAAAUAAAGUUUGAUUAACCAAAUAGACUUUCAAUAAGUUAUACAAGACAUAAGAGUUUAAAGACAGAUAUAUUUAAAUAUUACAAAAUCAAAUACAAAGUUGCUAUGAAUUAAUAGGAAUAGAAAUCAAUUUAUUCAUUUGGAGAUGAUUUAAUAUGUUCUUUUCCAAUAUUAUUAGAUAGUGAUACUUUACAUUUUGUGAUUUUGGGAAAGAAAAUAAAUGGAGGAGAUAAAUUUGAAGUUUUAAGUAGAAUUGAUAUGGGAUUAGAUGAAAUUCUAGUUUCAUUUGAUUUAAAAACAUAUUCAAAAGAAUAAAUAAAACCUUGUAUAUUAACUUUAGACUAUAGAGAUGAGUCAUCAGAUGCUUAAUUUGAUGGUAUAAAUCCAUUAGAAUUAAGGUAAUUAAAUAUUUAGAAUUUAGAUUUUAAUUAUCAAUGCCAUGUGAAUAACGAAUAUGGUUAAUGGAGGGUUUAUUAGAAAGAUAAAAAAAGGUAGAAGAUUAGUAUAGACAAUAAAUGCAAAUAAAGAAUAAUUCAAUUUAAUAAAUAAUUUAACCAUUUGAUGAUAUUGUUUAUAUUUAAGGAGAAGAUCUUAAACAUAGAAGCUAAACAGAAGAUAGAGAAUUUUGUUCUGCAUGCUCAAUAUUUUGA
This is a messenger RNA of Paramecium sonneborni, 1081 nucleotides long. Lineage: Eukaryota; Ciliophora; Oligohymenophorea; Peniculida; Parameciidae. The record is from the annotation of a GenBank genome assembly.